Coniosporium apollinis CBS 100218 is the source of this 807-nucleotide messenger RNA. RefSeq lists its product as uncharacterized. Bases 1 to 807 code for a protein of 268 amino acids. The record is from RefSeq and is a predicted model, not a curated record. The transcript is spliced from 2 exons. Lineage: Eukaryota; Fungi; Ascomycota; Dothideomycetes.
AUGACACCUCAACUUCUCCCACCGCGAGACGCGGCUCUCGAGACUCAGCGACCUUACAACCGUCUUCCCCCAGACCCGCAUGCACACUACGCACUCACAACUCGCAACUCCUUCCUGACCGAAGGCCCCGGAACGCGCUUCCCCAUCGUCGAGUCAGCCGCCGCUCUCUCCUCUGUUGACGCCGUGACCGCGUUCGGCGAGAUCACGCCGCCGGACGUUCUCGGCGAGCUGCCGAGGCCGCGAGCGCAGCUGCGCAGGAAACCACGCUUCUCGCGCGACAAAGAUGGAAGGCUUGAGGGAUACCCGAAGGUUGUGGUUGGCGAACGGAGCGCGCCUGCGUCCGACUCCUCAUCUGCUAUUGCUCAGCCGGGUGACAGUCCUGGGAAAGAGGCACAGCGCCCGCAGCCAACGUCCUGUGACCCAGCAGAGCAGACCUCAGGCGACGAGUCCAGCUCCCAAGACACUGUCCCUCUUCUCAGGGGCGGCGCUGGCCCAUCUGAUGGCCGUGUGCCGCGCGUGCUAUGGUUCACGGCUGGCGGUAUAGGGAGGAGGCCGAUAAUGCCGGAAAUCAACCUGUCGAGUGAGGAAAGAGAGAAUGUGGUCAGGGGCGGCUUGAUGGGGCUGCUGUUUGGUGGGCUUAGGAGAACUUCGACGAGUGGGUCUGAUCAGGGCAAACCAGAGGAGAGUAGGAAGGGCGAAGCGGCUGGAGCAGAUGCUAGGGCUGAUGGUAGUGCUGGGGCGGAUGCUGUUGCUCCAGCUGCUGAUGGUGAUCCCCCGGCUACGAGUGGUGCGCUUCCAGCGCCGUGA